UACUUACGUUUAGGCUAAUAGUCCACGAGGACUAGGAGGGCCGUCACAGGGUAGAUUUAUUCUCUGCAGCACCUGAGGGCAGGUCAAAAAGAAAUGGGUCUGGAUAGAUCCUUUUCAGGCAUGAAAUGUUGAGGGAAGAUCCAUACACAUGGGGGCUCUCUAGAACAGUAUUUCUCAAACUUGACAACUUUGAGACACGUGGACUUCAACUCCUAGAAUUCUCCAACCACCAUGAACACAGUACUAGGAUAUUGUCUUCACUUUGGAAGCUGAGAAUUGGGAUUACAUGACACCAUUUGUCCAUUUAUGCAUUGCAGCCCGUCCAGCUGAGCCUUUUGAGCUACUACCUCAUGCAGUUCUCCACCUACUGUUCUUUGGUCAUUUCAAUUCCUUUUGAUGUCAAACAGAAGGACUUUAAUAUGAUGAUUAUCCACCAUGUGAUUGCCAUCUUGCUCAUUGGCUUCUCCUAUUGCACCAAUUUCAUCCGUAUUGGUUCAGUUAUCAUGUUCCUACAUGAUAUUUCCGAUGGUCUGCUGCAUAGUGCAAAGAUGUUUAAGUACCUGAAGUGGCAGAAAGCCUGCAACACACUCUUUAUCAUUUUCUCAGUGCUAUUCCUCUUUACUCGUGGCAUCGUUUUUCCUUACAAGGUUCUCUACAACACAUAUUACUAUUUGGCGGAGGUCCACCCGCCUUAUUUUGGCUACUACUUCUUCAAUGCCUUCCUGAUGCUCCUGCAGCUUCUCAACAUUUUAUGGUCCUGCCUGAUCAUCCUCAUGAUUUAUAGGUUCCUGAUCCAUGGCAAGGUGGAAAAGGAUGUGCGGAGCGACUCAGAGGGCAGCGAGGAAGAGGAUGUGGAUGAAGUGGACCAGAAGGCAGAACAAAAAACCAACAACAAAACAUCACCAUUGUCAAGGAAUUGUGCAGCAGCUGACAGGACCAAAACAGAGAGGAGGGAGUGAAGCUAUUUUCCAAAGCAGCUGAAGGCCAAACAAGGAAUAAUGGAUGGAAACUUUUCAAGGAGAGAUUCAACCUAGAAAUAAGAAGAAAUUUUCUGACAGUGAGAACUAUCAACCCAUGUAACAGAAGUUGCCUUCAGAUGUUGUGGGCACUUCAUUAUGGGAAGCUUUCAAGAAGAGACUGGAUAGCUAUUUGUCAGAAAAGGUAUAGGAUCUCUUGCUUGAGCAGGGGGUUGGACUAGAUGACCUACAAAGUCCCUUUCAACUCUGUUAUUCUAUUCUAUUCUAUUCUAUUCUAUUCUAUUCUAUUCUAUUCUAUUCUAUUCUAUUCUAUUCUAUUCUAUUCUAUUCUAUUCUAUUCUAUUCUAUUCCUAUUCCUAUUCCUAUUCCUAUUCCUUUCUAUUUCUAUUAUUUCUAUUCUAUUUUCAGGAAAGAGGAGCAUCAUGAGGUAAAUCACAAACCACAUACAGCUCACACAGAAGAAAAAAGCGGGAAAAAGGGAAAGUCCCCCUUUACACCCACAGUAACCUAUCAUAGCAUAGAUUGCCUCAUGCACAAACAGACAAGAUAGUCAGGAACUUCAUGAGAUAAAUCAUGCAGGAGCAGACAAGCUAGUCAGAACACCGGAAAAUCAUGAGGUAAAUCAAACAGUAUAUAGAACACAGAGAAGAAAAAAGGUGAGGAAAAAAGGGAAACUCCCCCUUUAUGUUUACAGCAUCCAAUCACAGUGUAGCUUGCCUCAUGCAAGCUUGUCAGGAACCCAGAAAUAUUGUGAGGUAAAUCAAACAAUAUACAGAACACAGACUAAAUGACCUACAAAGUUUCUGCUGUUCUGUUCUGUUCUGUUCUGUUCUAUUCUAUUCUAUUCUAUUCUAUUCUAUUCUAUUCUAUUCUAUUCUAUUCUAUUCUAUUCUAUUCUAUUCUAUU
This is a messenger RNA of Pantherophis guttatus, 1883 nucleotides long. RefSeq names its product ceramide synthase 4-like. Gene Ontology annotation, biological process: ceramide biosynthetic process. NCBI's taxonomy places the organism in Eukaryota, Metazoa, Chordata, Lepidosauria, Squamata, Colubridae. Gene Ontology annotation, cellular component: membrane. Gene Ontology annotation, molecular function: sphingosine N-acyltransferase activity. The record is from RefSeq and is a predicted model, not a curated record.